AUGGGAACGGACACAUGUCGUCCGUGCGCUAAAUAUCUCCUUCUAGCUCUAAACCUCGUUUUUUGGUUAACUGGUACUACCCUUAUAGUUCUUGGCGUUUUAUUCCUAUUACGUCCUGAAGUACAAAAUGUUAUACAUUUAUUCAAUUUUACUGUUCUACCAUUGUCAUCUAUAGAAAUCUCAGCAAUUUUUAUUAUCAUUGUCGGCAUUGUUAUCUUCCUUGUUGGACUUUUUGGACUUUGUGGUGCCAAGCAAGAAUCACGCACUUGCCUCAUACUUUAUAUUGUUUUGGUAGCAUGUGUUCUUUUAAUGGAAUUGGCCUUAUUUGCACAUAUGGCCUUGCAUCAUGAUCGAUGGGAAGUAUUUAUAAAACAACGACUUAUAUUAGAAACGAAAAAAUACAACCAUUUGAAUCCAAGUCAAUAUGAGCGAGCAAUUGACUACGUUCAAAGCAAGUAUCAAUGUUGUGGUAUUGAUUCAGCAUAUGACUAUGGUGAUUCAAUUGUUCCGAAGUCUUGCUGUUCUACGCCAAAUGCAUUAUCUACUGUAGCGACUUGUACUGUUCAUCAUGUUAGUUUAAAUGAUACACUCGGAUGUUUUCGUAUAUUAGCAAAUGAAGCAAUAUACUGGAUAAAAUUUUUUAUUAUUGCAGAACUUGGUUUAUGUCUUAUGUCGUUAAUCGGCAUCUAUCUCGCCAUUUGUGUCUGCCAGAAUGCAAUGUUUUAUGAUGGAUACAUUCAAACGCCAUAUCGCGUUUGA
Rotaria socialis is the source of this 759-nucleotide messenger RNA. The record is from the annotation of a GenBank genome assembly. NCBI's taxonomy places the organism in Eukaryota, Metazoa, Rotifera, Eurotatoria, Philodinida, Philodinidae.